GAGGCGAGAACCCCAGCCUCAGAAACAGAGACCGAGUUGUUGACGAAAUGAAUAUGGCAGUCUCGCUUUGUCACCGCACCCAAACACCCAACCUCUCUUCUUCUCGUCCCCAAUGCAAAAUCAAACACCAUCAUCGUCCAGAUACUGGCUUGAGCUUCAAGGUUGGCAAGUGGGGAUUGAAUCGUGGAUUAGCGGUGAGAUGUGCGACUCGGGGUUCCGGUUCGGUGGCUGAAAUAGAAAAAGAAUGGGAAGCUGAGAUCCACCCAGAUAGAGAAGAGUGGAUGGCAUCGGUGGGGUGGCUGAGACUAAAGUGUGGAGAGAAAAGAGGUGUGGUGGAGCUGUUGGAGUGUUUGGAACGCGAAGCAAUUAUGGGAGAAGACCAAGGAAGGGAGCCUACUGACUACAACCGAAGGGCUCAAAUCUUUGACAGGAGUUCCAGAGUUUUCCAGGCUCUCAAGGAACGUACGUAAAGCCUCUUCUAGAGACGUGGCAUGAAGGAAAAUGUAGUGAAAUAUCUAAUAAUGGGCAAUGAUAUUUUAUGAUAUAUUAAUAUAUAUGAUUCCAUUUCCAUCA
This is a messenger RNA of Corylus avellana, 573 nucleotides long. Lineage: Eukaryota; Viridiplantae; Streptophyta; Magnoliopsida; Fagales; Betulaceae. The record is from RefSeq and is a predicted model, not a curated record.